Molecule: messenger RNA, 648 nt
Organism: Macrobrachium nipponense
Lineage: Eukaryota; Metazoa; Arthropoda; Malacostraca; Decapoda; Palaemonidae
Exons: 1
Coding region: 1-648 (215 amino acids)
Source: RefSeq, a predicted model, not a curated record
AUGAUGAACUCUUUGCUGGGUGUGUUGGUUAAGUUUAGGGGAGGUCUGUUUGCCCAUUCAGGGGAUAUAAAUACAAUGUUUUACCAGGUACGGGUACCAGAACAUCAGCGGGACUACCUCAGGUUCUUUUGGUGGGAAAAUAGUUUCAAUGAGGAGCCAACUGAGUUUAGAAUGGCUGUACAUCUGUUUGGGGCCUGUUCAUCACCCAGCAUUGCGAAUUUUGUGCUGAAACAGACAGCAAGCGACUUUGGGAAUGGGUUCUCCAAGGUAGCACGGGACACCGUUGCUAACAAUUUCUAUGUAGAUGACUGUUUGAGAGCCGAGGAUCGUCAAGAUGCCUUGUUAGGUAAUUUGUUAAAGGUUAAGGAGCUUUGCGAAAAAGGGAGAUUUACAUUGACGAAGUUCAGUAGCUCAUGCGUGGAGGUUUUGUCAUCCAUCCCAAGGGAGUGGUACGGUAAGGGCAUUUCAGGGUUCAUAGAUGGAUCAGGGCCAAAUAAGACAAAGGCAUUGGGAGUACAGUGGGACUUGGCCACUGAUGAAUUGGGUGUCCAGGCAGAUCUGGUUUCAGUUCAAAGGACUAAACGCAGCUUGUUGUCAGCCAUAGCCUCGAUUUACGACCCCCUCGGCCUAUUGGCACAUUUUAAUUGA